ACUCCCAUUCUGGGAGCAUUCAAUAUGUCAAUGGUCAAACACGCCGCUAUUGUACAUAAGUUUGGCGGCUGUAUGGUUGUUUAUGAAAUACCGUCAUCUGGAAAGCUUUCAGCGAUAGCUCAAUGUGGAUGUUCAGGUACCUGAUUUCCGAGUAUAUCUUCGAUGUUUCCUGAUUGACUUGUGAGUUUAUCCUCUAUGUUUCCUGCUUUUAGGAUUACAUGGCUCAUGACUGCAGGUGACGAGGGUUGUGGCGUCCUUUCCGAUCAGAAUGUGUAACCUUCAAGUACUUGAAAACAUGAAAGAAGAACCGGAAGGUGGAUUGAAUAUGUUGUUUCACACUCACCAGAAAAGGGCAGGUAACUUGUUGGGAAUAUUUUUUUAGGUGACCAUCAUCGUCAGGUCAAUAACUUGCUUGCAAGAUGAAAGUAACAUGAUAUCGAUAUCUAUAUAUUUUCGCACAACCUGAUGAUGAGGCAAAGAAAUUUGUGGAUACGGGUAAAGUUCCAUUGCUUUUGUGCUUGAACUAGUAAUUAAUCUGACAUUUCAUAGUCGAGCACUGCUCCACGUAUUAAAAGUUUCUUACAAAACUCGUGUGCCCUAUUUUUUUAGCUUAUUCAUGAAUUAUUGAAAUGGGAUAUUUGUUCAAUGUUUUUAAAAUAUGUAUUCUCAAAAAAAAAAACUUUCUAUUACAUUAUUGUAAUACUUAGACCACUUGUUUUUAGCUGUUUGUUCACUUUAUUUCUUAAAAUAUUUAACUUGCUCAUAUAUUCAAGAGAUAGUCCGCCCAUCAACAUUUGAUCGAUCAAACGGGGCAUUAGUACAAAAUUCAUAACCAUUUGAUCUAACUUAGGUGGAGGUUGUAGGGAAUUUAGAUUUACUAACAUAAUGUAAAACAUUUGUAAAAGCUUUUCAAGAAAAACUUUUGUAGCGUAUAUGCUUGCUUUUGAACUAAACUAAGAGCUUUUUAAUAAAACUUUUUGUACGUAUAGACUUGCCGUCGAACUAAACUGACGAGUAAUUAAUAAAAGACCACAAGGACAUAGAGUUGGGUGUGUUAGAUACGGGUAAAGCUCCAUUUGCUUUUGUGUUUGAUGCAGGGCGUCCGUGAGCCGUGUGGUGUACCGCCGAACCGGUGAUGCCAUGCAUCCAUACACGUCUACACUCUACACCCAUUAACCAUACAUGGCGUACAACGUCCCACCAGCUCGUGGCCGCUGCCACGUUGAACCCAUAGCAACCUCUCGCGUGAAAUAUCACGUUGGAAACAAAAAAAAACGUUGUUAAGUCUAAGGUCUCCGUCGUUUGGCUUAUUUCCUAAUAAGACAAAAUGGUUUAUUAAAAAAUAAAAAUGAAUUUGUACGUAAAAUUUUUAUAAAUAUGUUCUUGGUGACUUAGAAGCUAAUGUUAAAAAAGAAACUAUGUUAAAAAUAUCUCAAAAUUAAGCUUGAAAAUUUAAAUUUUGGCUUUUUCUUUUGCUGAUUAGUCCAACCGAUGGGAGCUAACUCCGUGUGACCAUGUUGCCUACGAUUUCCCUGAAAGCGAGGACGGAAGUGGGCUCGAAAUAGCCAACCCCGGGACAGACAAAUGGAUCGAUCGAUCUAUCGAGCAGCCCACUACAGGAGCUUCCCGUCCACGUGCGCGGAACGCACGCUACCGCUCCCAAGUCCGAAACCUCCGGUGCCUCGCCCGUUUCCCCCCAUGAAUUCCCCGGCCGCGCGAAUCGCCGAGCCCCCGUCACGCACGCGACGCGCGCGAGCGAGCGUACAGCCGCCACCUCCAUCCACGUCGCGGUCGCUCGAUCUCUCCCCCCCAAGCAAAAAGCCCAACAACCGCCCCCGCGCGCCGAUGGAGACGAGCCGCCGUCCCGCCCGUCCGCGCCUUGCGUUUCUGAGGCCGUUCAGGCGGAACGCAUGAGCAAGGCGUUCCCCCACGGCCGGUUGCUUAUCGCACAGGGCCUUUCUGCUACGCCGGCGCCCGACCGGCUCGGCGUUUUCGCGGUGCGCGCGCGCGUGGCUGGCAUGCAUUAUCCGAUACGGAUCGACUCGAUCGACCGACCAGCUGGUGCGUACCUCGAUUCGGACACGGGUGAGUUACGUUACGUAGAAUCGUAGAUGAUGUUGUAAUGUCUGCGUUUGUGUACUUGUGCUGUAGUACAGGUCGCAAUCGGACUCCUGUUCCGAUUAGGAAUAUUGGUGAUCGGUGCAUGCAUCUCUUAUCCCUCUCGUCUAUAUAACUCAGUCAGGGGACAAACGAGUUCGUCCAAGUGCAAGUAACCCCACGUUCUUUGUGCUUGUGACCGCAGUCGUGGUUUGCAAUCUUUGUGUUCGGUGAGGUUUGUUUGCUGCAUGCCAUGGCCGAGCAGCAGCAGCAGCAAGCGCCGCUGCUGCAGAGGCCAGCCGCUGCACCGCCGUCGUCGAGCCGGCUGCCGGACUUCAAGCAAUCGGUGAAGCUCAAGUACGUGAAGCUGGGGUACCACUACCUCAUCACCCACGGCGCGUACCUCCUGCUCGCCCCGCUCCCGGGCCUCGUGGCGGCGCACCUCUCCACCUUCACGCUGGGCGACCUCGCCGACCUGUGGCAAAACCUCCAGUACAACCUCGUCUCCGUGCUCCUCUGCUCCACGCUGCUGGUGCUCGUCUCCACCGCCUACUUCCUCACGCGCCCGCGCCCCGUCUACCUCGUCGACUUCGCGUGCUACAAGCCCGACGACGAGCGCAAGUGCAGCCGCGCGCGCUUCAUGAACUGCACCGAGCGGCUCGGCACGUUCACGCCGGAGAACGUCGAGUUCCAGCGCAAGAUCAUCGAGCGCUCGGGCCUCGGCGAGGACACGUACCUCCCCGAGGCGGUGCUCAACAUCCCGCCCAACCCCUCCAUGGCCAACGCGAGGAAGGAGGCCGAGAUGGUCAUGUACGGCGCGCUCGACGAGCUGCUCGCCAAGACCGGCGUGAACCCCAAGGACAUCGGCAUCCUGGUCGUCAACUGCAGCCUCUUCAACCCGACGCCGUCGCUGUCCGCCAUGGUGGUGAACCACUACAAGCUGAGGGGCAACGUCGUCAGCUACAACCUCGGCGGCAUGGGGUGCAGCGCCGGCCUCAUCUCCAUCGACCUCGCCAAGGACCUCCUGCAGGUGUACCCCAACACGUACGCCGUGGUGAUCAGCAUGGAGAACAUCACGCUCAACUGGUACUUCGGCAACGACCGCUCCAUGCUCGUGUCCAACUGCCUCUUCCGCAUGGGCGGCGCGGCGAUCCUCCUCUCCAACCGCGGCUCCGCGAGGCGGCGCUCCAAGUACCAGCUGGUGCACACCGUGCGCACGCACCGCGGCGCCGACGACCGGUGCUUCGGCUGCGUGACGCAGCGGGAGGACGCUGACGGGAAGACCGGCGUGUCGCUGUCCAAGGACCUGAUGGCGGUGGCCGGCGAGGCGCUCAAGACCAACAUCACCACGCUGGGCCCGCUGGUGCUCCCCAUGUCGGAGCAGCUCCUCUUCUUCGCGACGCUCGUCACCCGCAAGGUGCUGAAGCGGAAGGUGAAGCCGUACAUCCCGGACUUCAAGCUGGCGUUCGAGCACUUCUGCAUCCACGCCGGCGGCCGCGCCGUGCUGGACGAGCUGGAGAAGAACCUGCAGCUGUCGGACUGGCACAUGGAGCCGUCGCGGAUGACGCUGCACAGGUUCGGGAACACGUCGAGCAGCUCGCUGUGGUACGAGCUCGCCUACGCCGAGGCCAAGGGGCGGAUCAAGAAGGGGGACAGGACGUGGCAGAUCGCCUUCGGCUCCGGCUUCAAGUGCAACAGCGCCGUGUGGAGGGCGCUCCGGUCGGUGAACCCGGCCAAGGAGAACAACUUCACCAACCCGUGGAUCGACGAGAUCCACCGCUUCCCGGUGCCCGUCCCCAAGGUGUCGGCCAUAUGAUCCAACCACACGCGUUGGCUGUUUGCACUGAAACAUUAUUACUAGCAGUAGCUUAGUAGUAGUAGUAGAAAUGAACUAGGAUCUAUUCGUUAUUGCUUGUGUAUUGAUCUGAUCAUAUCUGGUUCGCUGUUCUUAUGUGAAGUUGCUCUGUCGGUCUGGCAUGUAAGAAGGUCUGAUCAUAAGUUCACUUCAAAAGUUAAUUUACAUCUUCAUAAAAUGGCAA
This is a messenger RNA of Oryza sativa Japonica Group (Japanese rice), 4136 nucleotides long. NCBI's taxonomy places the organism in Eukaryota, Viridiplantae, Streptophyta, Magnoliopsida, Poales, Poaceae. The record is from RefSeq and is a predicted model, not a curated record.